This is a messenger RNA of Aspergillus welwitschiae, 1776 nucleotides long. RefSeq lists its product as uncharacterized. NCBI's taxonomy places the organism in Eukaryota, Fungi, Ascomycota, Eurotiomycetes, Eurotiales, Aspergillaceae. Bases 535 to 1314 code for a protein of 259 amino acids. The transcript has a single exon. The record is from RefSeq and is a predicted model, not a curated record.
GGGUGAUUGCCUGGCUACGGUGCAGAUUUUCAAUCAAUGCGAGCCAAAAAUAGGUGGACAAGUCCCAUCCUCGCACGGGUGGCUGGUUAUUGAGGGGCCACGGGCGACACUCCGUUGCUGUGGCAGGGGAUCGCAGUGGACCCGGCGCUGCCUGAACAACCUAAAGAUGCAGCAUCCAUCACCCACACUUUCCGGUGUCCAAACCGGCUUGCUCGAGUGAGGCGAACCCGGCAGAAAUUACUACAAGAAGAAGUUUUCCAGGAACACGUAAGUGUGCUUUUAUCCGCCCAGGGUCAUGUUCGUUGAGCUACUGUGUACUUGCAAGCGCUAUCGACCACUACUAACAUCUACUUCUACCGCUUUUAGUAAUCUGUUGAUCGCCGCCGCAAAGCCGUCGCAUAAAACCGGUCCUCAACAGAUCGUACGAUUAGACUGGUCACAGUCUCCCGCUGCGGUAGUGACAUAUUCCGACGUAUAUCUUCGAUAUUCUGUCCUGUCAUAUCUGAAGGGCGCGCUAUAGCCCUAGCCUUGACAAUGAAGCUCUUCGGGUGGAUCUCGGCAGCAUUCCUCGCUUCGACUGUUCUUUCGAUAGAAACGACACCAGCUCCAUCAAUUGACACUAUACCAUUCUAUCCACCCCGCAAUGCGGACUCGGGACGGAGGGCCUUUGAAGUACUACAACUAUUAAGGAAACGGGGCGAUAACUGUCCUUCUGGAUAUGAUUCUUGCACAAACCUAGGCUAUUCGGAUAUAUGCUGUGCCGACGGUAGCAGGUGCACCCGCGACGCCGCUGACAACGUCGCCUGUUGCCCGACUGGAGCAAGCUGUACGGGCACGCUCUCAGAAACCGGAAACGCGGGGGGAGGUGCAACUAGCAGCUUCCGAUUCCCCCAGACAGCGACGGCUACACAGACUACGGAUGGGACGAGCGUGACUCUCACGGGCUCUACAAUUGCCGGGGCAUAUCCCUUUGUCAAUAUUCCGACAUCAUUUGCCAACGCGCGUGUUUGCACAUCAUAUUACUCUCUAUGUCAGAGCGAGUAUACUGGUUGUCUUUCGCAGCUCGGAGGAGGCUAUGCUGUGACUGUGGCUGCAGAAGGGGGAGGUGUCACUCGCGCUGGUGGAGGAGCUUCUGCAGCUAUAUCAACAUGCUCUAGUCUGAGUAUGGAGGCAUGUCACGGCCUCAGCAUUGGUUACUGCGGCAGUUACAGUACUGAUGUCUACGAGAACCGGGGAACGAUGCCCAGUCGGAGUUCCAGUCUUGAGGACCUUUUCUUUGGCAUGUUCAUUGGACUUGCCGGGAUGUUCCUAUGAAGCUACGACCAAGCUUGAUUUUCAUGUGGAUAUGCAUGUAUGAGAUAUGGACAUACGCUCGCUCAAAUGACGUGAACAAUUUUUUCGAAGUUAACAAUGACCACUGCGACACUCAAGCGACAACUACCUCGGUUGAGAAUGCCCAUCCUUUGGGUAGCUGAAAAAAAUGACGGAAUGUAUCUAUGAAGUGAUUGAUGAUGGGCGAUAGUCAGGCAGCUAUCAGUAUAAUGAGUCUCAUGAUUUUGUGGCGUUCUGUAUAUAACAAGAGCAUCUAGAUUAGCAAUAACAAUGAAGGAAAUUGAAUGAUCGGAUUAUGAUGGCUUCCCUAUUUGGAAGUUUGUACAGUGAGCUUGUUGCUCAGAAAUACACAAGAGAGAUGCAGGUUGACGACCAGGGUGCUGCAUCCAUGGCGCCUCACCACCACAUCAUUAUUAGGGUUCACCAUGUAGCAGAGUAUUUAUG